This is a messenger RNA of Chanos chanos (milkfish), 3068 nucleotides long. It is a transcript of the gene vcp, whose product is annotated as valosin containing protein. Bases 85 to 2505 code for a protein of 806 amino acids. Gene Ontology annotation, biological process: mitotic spindle disassembly; retrograde protein transport, ER to cytosol; autophagosome maturation. Gene Ontology annotation, cellular component: nucleus; cytosol; VCP-NPL4-UFD1 AAA ATPase complex. Lineage: Eukaryota; Metazoa; Chordata; Actinopteri; Gonorynchiformes; Chanidae. The transcript is spliced from 17 exons. The record is from RefSeq and is a predicted model, not a curated record. Gene Ontology annotation, molecular function: polyubiquitin modification-dependent protein binding; ATP hydrolysis activity; ATP binding.
UGUCGUGAAGGUUGGAAUCGGUCAAUUUAAAAAAGCUAUUCGAACACAAUCUAAAUAUUUGUACAAUUGUACCGGAGAAGCAGCAUGGCUUCGGGUGGAGAAUCCAAAAAUGAUGAUCUUUCCACUGCAAUUCUUAAGCAAAAGAACAGACCCAACAGGUUGAUCGUUGAUGAAUCAAUCAAUGAAGACAACAGUGUGGUGUCUCUCUCUCAGGCUAAGAUGGAUGAGCUGCAGCUCUUCAGAGGAGACACGGUGCUGUUGAAGGGGAAGAAGAGGAGGGAGACUGUCUGCAUCGUUCUCUCUGAUGACACCUGCUCAGAUGAGAAGGUUCGCAUGAACAGAGUGGUCCGUAACAACCUCAGGGUGCGUCUGGGAGACGUCAUAAGCAUCCAGCCGUGUCCAGACGUGAAGUAUGGGAAGCGCAUCCACGUUCUGCCCAUCGAUGACACUGUGGAGGGCAUCACUGGAAACCUGUUUGAAGUGUACCUCAAGCCCUACUUCCUGGAGGCCUACAGGCCCAUUCGCAAGGGUGACAUUUUCCUGGUGAGGGGGGGCAUGCGUGCCGUGGAGUUUAAGGUGGUGGAGACCGACCCCAGUCCUUACUGCAUCGUGGCCCCAGACACCGUCAUCCACUGUGAGGGCGAGCCAAUCAAACGCGAGGACGAGGAGGAGUCUCUGAACGAGGUGGGCUAUGACGAUAUCGGAGGCGUGAGAAAGCAGCUGGCUCAGAUCAAAGAGAUGGUGGAACUGCCCCUGCGUCACCCCGCCCUCUUCAAGGCCAUCGGCGUGAAGCCUCCUCGUGGCAUUCUGCUGUAUGGACCCCCCGGAACUGGAAAGACGCUGAUCGCCCGAGCCGUGGCCAACGAGACCGGAGCCUUCUUCUUCCUGAUCAACGGCCCUGAGAUCAUGAGUAAGCUGGCUGGAGAAUCGGAGAGUAACCUGCGUAAGGCCUUUGAGGAAGCUGAGAAAAACGCCCCUGCCAUCAUCUUCAUCGACGAGCUGGACGCCAUCGCCCCCAAGAGGGAGAAGACUCACGGUGAGGUAGAGAGGCGUAUUGUCUCUCAGCUGCUGACCCUGAUGGACGGACUCAAACAGAGAGCUCAUGUCAUCGUCAUGGCCGCCACAAACAGACCCAACAGCAUUGACCCUGCACUCAGGCGAUUCGGACGUUUUGAUCGGGAGGUGGACAUCGGUAUUCCUGACGCUACUGGCCGUCUGGAAAUCUUGCAGAUUCACACCAAGAACAUGAAGCUGGCAGAUGACGUGGACCUGGAGCAGGUUGCUAAUGAGACCCACGGCCACGUUGGUGCUGAUCUUGCUGCGCUGUGCUCUGAGGCCGCCCUGCAGGCCAUCCGAAAGAAGAUGGACCUAAUCGACCUGGAGGACGAGACCAUCGACGCAGAGGUCAUGAACUCUCUGGCCGUCACCAUGGACGAUUUCAGGUGGGCUUUGAGUCAGAGUAACCCGUCCGCCCUGCGUGAGACGGUGGUGGAGGUGCCCAACAUUACCUGGGAGGACAUUGGUGGUCUGGAUGAUGUGAAGAGGGAGCUGCAGGAGCUGGUGCAGUACCCAGUGGAACAUCCUGACAAAUUCCUGAAGUUUGGCAUGACCCCGUCUAAGGGCGUUCUGUUCUACGGUCCCCCGGGUUGCGGUAAAACUCUGUUGGCCAAAGCCAUUGCCAACGAGUGCCAGGCUAACUUCAUCUCCAUCAAGGGCCCGGAGCUCCUCACCAUGUGGUUCGGAGAGUCUGAGGCGAACGUUCGCGAGAUCUUUGACAAGGCCCGCCAAGCCGCCCCGUGCGUUCUGUUCUUCGACGAGUUGGACUCCAUCGCCAAGGCCCGUGGCGGGAGUGUGGGUGACGGGGGCGGAGCCGCCGACCGUGUCAUCAACCAGAUCCUGACCGAGAUGGACGGCAUGUCCAGCAAGAAGAACGUUUUCAUCAUCGGCGCCACCAACAGGCCGGACAUCAUCGACCCGGCCAUCCUGCGACCCGGCCGUCUGGACCAGCUCAUCUACAUCCCUCUGCCCGAUGAGAAAUCUCGCAUGGCCAUCCUGAAAGCCAACCUCAGGAAGUCGCCUAUCUCCAAAGACGUGGACCUGGACUUCUUGGCUAAGAUGACCAACGGAUUCUCUGGAGCUGACCUGACGGAGAUCUGUCAGAGGGCCUGUAAACUGGCCAUCCGCGAGUCCAUCGAGAACGAGAUCAGGAGAGAACGCGAGAGACAGACCAACCCUGCUGCCAUGGAGGUGGAGGAAGACGACCCCGUGCCUGAGAUCAGGAAGGACCACUUUGAGGAAGCUAUGCGUUUCGCCCGCCGCUCCGUCAGCGACAACGACAUCCGCAAAUACGAGAUGUUCGCACAGACGCUGCAGCAGAGCCGAGGAUUCGGCAGCUUCAGGUUCCCAUCCAGUAAUCAGGGUGGAGGAGGUCCAAGCCAGGGCUCUUCCGGCGGCAGUGGAGGAAACAUCUACAAUGAGGACAACGAUGACGACCUGUACGGAUAGACCCCGGAGACCAAGCUGGCCACUGCAGUCUCACAGGCCACCAUGUACAAUACAACCAACCAAGAUAAAAAUUCCACAUUUUUAGGACUCUGUGCUUCUUUAAUGUUUCUUUUUUAUUAUCCUCCUCUUCUUCCCUCUCAUCUCUCUCUCUCUCUCUCUCUCUCUCUCUCUCUCUCUCUCUCUCUCUCUCUCUCUCUCUCUCUCCCCCCUGUCCUCGGAGCAAAAGCAUGUAGCUGCCUGUAUUUUGCUGUGGUUUGUGAAAGGAUGACUAUUGCUAAUCUGUGAUAUUCUCGUGAUGUGGGUGAGGGUGUGUUUCAAUGACUUCAUACACAGUAGACUGGCUACAUACUUUUAACUUUUCACAGCCUCUGUGAGCAGCUUUACAGACGGGGGUCCCCACUAGCCUGUUGAAAGAUUUAAAAAAAAUAAAAAUAAAAAAAGAAACUUAAAAAAAAAAAAAACAACAAAAAAAACGAAUUGCUAUCAGUUUCAUUUUUUAUGAAUGUAGCAUAUAAUGUAAUACAGGUUUGAAAAAAUGUUAAAAUAAAAUUCACGAAAUGGAA